Acomys russatus (golden spiny mouse) is the source of this 771-nucleotide messenger RNA. It is a transcript of the gene Myl6, whose product is annotated as myosin light chain 6. Gene Ontology annotation, molecular function: calcium ion binding; structural constituent of muscle. The transcript is spliced from 6 exons. Gene Ontology annotation, cellular component: myosin II complex. Lineage: Eukaryota; Metazoa; Chordata; Mammalia; Rodentia; Muridae. The record is from RefSeq and is a predicted model, not a curated record. Bases 137 to 592 code for a protein of 151 amino acids.
GCCCGGACUGGCUUUCCUAUUGGACGAAACUGCAGAGAGUGACGUUAUGUGCUGUGGGACGUCCUAAGGCUAGGGUUGUGCCCGGCGUCGGAGCCAUUACUGCCGGGAAAAGGUCUCGCAGAGCUGAGCAGCCAAGAUGUGUGACUUCACCGAGGACCAGACCGCAGAAUUCAAGGAGGCUUUCCAGCUGUUUGACCGAACAGGGGAUGGCAAGAUCCUGUACAGCCAAUGUGGGGACGUGAUGAGGGCCCUGGGCCAGAACCCCACCAACGCCGAGGUUCUCAAGGUCCUGGGGAACCCCAAGAGUGAUGAGAUGAACGUGAAGGCGCUGGACUUUGAGCACUUCCUGCCCAUGCUGCAGACCGUGGCCAAGAACAAGGACCAGGGAACGUACGAGGAUUAUGUCGAGGGCCUUCGCGUGUUUGACAAGGAAGGGAAUGGAACAGUGAUGGGCGCCGAGAUCCGCCAUGUCCUUGUCACUCUGGGCGAGAAGAUGACAGAAGAGGAAGUAGAGAUGCUGGUGGCGGGCCACGAGGACAGCAAUGGUUGUAUUAACUAUGAAGCAUUUGUGAGGCACAUCCUGUCGGGGUGACGGGCCCAUGGGGCGGAGCUUGUCCGCAUGGUGCUGAAUGGCUGAGGACAUCUCCAUACCCCAAGCCCGUGCCUUGCCCAGUGUGGCCCAUAGGCUCCCUGAUCACAGCACCUGCCCAUCUGGGCCCUUUGGGAUGAUUGAUGUUUGCCUUCACCCAAUAAAAGCUGCCCUCUGCCCUA